This is a messenger RNA of Amyelois transitella, 5222 nucleotides long. RefSeq names its product ectin. Gene Ontology annotation, cellular component: extracellular region. Bases 646 to 1578 code for a protein of 310 amino acids. The record is from RefSeq and is a predicted model, not a curated record. Lineage: Eukaryota; Metazoa; Arthropoda; Insecta; Lepidoptera; Pyralidae. The transcript is spliced from 8 exons.
CUACGAUAUGCUACACUUCGUAGAUAGAAAGUUUUAAAAAGGUUUAUUUUUGAAAAACUAAUUCCAAAGUGUAUUUCUAGCAUGAAUAGAAACAAUAUUUUAUGGAUGAAUGAAGCGAAGGAAGUAUGCAGAGAUCGUGGCAAGUGGAAAGUUUUAGUCUCUGCCUACCCCUCCGGGAAAAAAGCAUGAUUUUAUGUAUGUAUGUAUUGUAGAUGGUCUACGAAAAGUGGCACACUUCUUACGAUGGUCUACAAAAAAUGGUACAUUUUGUGGACGGCUUACGAAAAGUAGGUACACUAAUCUCGGAAAGUUGAGGACAGAUUUUGUUCCUGUUUGAAAUGUUGGAAAGAGGAUAUUCUGAGGAAGGUUUAUAUCUAUAAAUGUUACUCGUGCGAAGCCGGAGCGGGUCGCUCAUUUAUAAUAAUAGUAAGUAUACGAUAAUUGUUCACAUUUCUAAGUUAAAUGGUUACUGCUAUGCGGAUUAUUACGGAUUGAUAAGAGAUAAGGUACAGGACAGGUAACUGCAAGCGUCAUUUGCGCAAUGCGGUGCGCAUGCGCGGCCUCCGCUCCGGAGCGCGGCUCGCCAGCUGCGGGUAGGGAUGGGUGGGCUGCAAGCAGCCGUCGGGCGCACACGAUGGGUGCGCGAUGACGUCACGCGCCGACCACGUCGAGCUCCUGCCGCUGAAGUCGGCUUUGGUGAACAACAACAGGGAUGAUGACACGUAUUACCCGCCCAAUAACAAUACGCCGUCGAGCUCGCACGAUUAUACGCUGCUAUCGAAGAGGACGCCGGCGUCGAAGAGGCUCCUCUCCCGCGCCGCCCAGCCUGCCCCCACGCCCCUGGUGACACUAUGUGGUGCUCCGCCCCCGUCCCGCAGGCGAGAAGAGCUUGCAGCCUUGGCCAAUUUGAGGAAGAAGGUGUCUCCAGCACUGCUCCAGCCAGAUAGGAACAGCAAAGACAAUAACGAGGCGAAGGCGGAGGAGACGCUCGACAACCGACCCAAGUUGCUGAAGAAGGUACUGCAAACGAGGCCGGUGAGCAUGGUGGUGCAGUGGAGCGAAGUCCGCACCGCCUGGCAGGACAGCGACUUCAUCACGGAGUGCCUCUGCUGGCACAACGUGUACCGGCAGCGGCACGGCUCCCCGCAGCUUUAUAUGGCGCCGGAGCUGUGUGACUACGCGCAAGCCUGGGCGAACCACCUCGCCCACACCAACAAGUUUCACUACAGGAAUGAUCGUGAUGUCGGCCAGAACCUCUACCAGCGCCCUGUGAGCGCGCUACAGCCUGACGUCACUGGGCAAGAAGUGUCCUCUUACUGGUACGCGGCCGUUCGACAGUACAACUUUUUCAAGGAGUCAGAUGUGCUACACGCCAAUGUCAAUGCAGGCCACUUCACCCAAAUGGUAUGGGUGGCUACCCGGUUCUUCGGCGUGGGGAAGGCCCGCUCCCGCGCCGGCAAGGUCAUCGUCGUCGCCAACUACUCUCCACCCGGGAACCUGUCGGGUCAGUUCGAGACCAACGUCCUGCCGCCGCUUCCCGAGACCUUCCCCGACCUGCCGCCCCCGCCACAGCACUGACGAGUGUCCAUCCGUGGCAGGAGGAUCAAAAUCGACGCCACGUAUCAGAAGUAGGCUAAAAGAUUGACCGAAAGUCUGGAUAAAUUCAGAUUUUGGUCGGUUCUCCUUCUUCCCCCCGGCGUUUAUCCAGAUUACGUCCUCACCUUUCUGGAGAGGAGCUCGGGGUGCGCCUUUAUGAUAUACAAUGAUCCUGAAGCGCAGUAAUACAAGUGCUUUGAAAAUUUUUAUUUAGAUUUGUAAAAUGGUUUAAUUAGCAGGCGUGUCAAGAAGAAUGUCAACACGAGUAAUUAGUUCAGUUGUUUUCGAUACGUUGCGAUAAAUUAAAGUUCUUUUCUGAAAGGCGUCAAAUAUUGAAUUUUAAAAUUAAAUGCUUUACAUCAGAAAGAAAAACUUUUGUAGACACGCCUCUGGAUCAGUUGAUAUAAAAAUGCCAGUAGGGCUAUUCACGAACUUGAUAAGGCACAGUACUCUCUCUCUCUAACCGUCGCUGGAACCAUAGAGAUGGAGAGAAAAGUUAAUAAGUAUGCCUUAAUCGACGUUCUUGAAUUAACUUUCGUCGUGAGAGUAAGUCCGCCGCGAAUAUUGGCUAGAAUUUAGCAUAGAAGCCUAUAUCAUAAUUACCCUUGCCGCCCACAUUUACCACGAUGGUAAAUUGAUUAUAUAUAAUGGUUGUGAAAGGUCACAUUUUAAGUGACUGGACUUUUAAAUUGAACGCAGACUUGGUUUCUUUGAAACUUUAUAAAUUGGAAUAUGGCGACUAGACCGUCGCGCGCGCAGCACCAAUAUUGCGUUCACUUUAAACUAAAUACCUAAUAUGCAAAUUGAUAACUACCCCAUUUUUGGAGCAAAUAAACUUAAGAAAUUUCAAUACAACGAAAAUAUGCACAAGUUUCUAAAAAAAUAACCGUUUACACUAAAAUUAAUUAGUGAUCAGAGUUUUUAUUGUGAUUUAUAGGUAUUUAUUUUGUUUCAAUGUUACGCUUUACACCGUAGAAUAUAAAUAUACCUACUCGUCUUUCACAUACGUAAUGCUUAGGUAUCAAUAUUUUUUUUUAUUUAGAUUACAAGGGUGUCACUUAUAGGUAUGUGCUUCUAGUAUGCACUUAUUCCAUUUGACUUAAUUCAGACGUCCUAAUUCAGAUAUGUGAAAUGGCAUUUAGUAAUUACCUUAAUGCUAUUAAAUUGUCUGAAUAAGUUACUGAAUCUAGCUAGAACGUUUGAAUAUCCAGUCAAAUGAGGAAGGCUUUUUAUGAUAAAAACUAUUAAGAACCCCUAGACAGUCCAGCUCUUAGAUCAUAUAUUGCGAUUAACUCAAAGUUCUCGGAAAAAUGGUAACAUUACUUGAUUGUUAGCCGAACUAUAAAUAUAUUGACUAUCGGUGGUUUGAAAUAAUCAAUAAACCUAUCGAUUCUCAAUUACAAUUAUAACAAUAACUGCAAUCCUGUCUAUAAGAAAAAUGAAAGAAGAAUAGUUUUUUUUUUCAUAAUUGGAUACAAGUUAUCACUUAUUGACGUCACAUCAUCUAAAUCUAAUUAUCACUACUACCGCUUCCAAAGCGCAUGUGUGGAAGAAGCCGCGGAACAAACUACACUGCAGCUUUUUCACCGAACGUCAAUUAUAGUUAUUGCAAUAAAAGUCAUAAAGAUGAUUCUCAUUAGUGCGAGUGGAGGCCGGAGGCGGACGGUAUUUAGACUACUGAGUAAUUUAGGUAUCUGCAUGAUACCUAUAUUACAUCUAGUGUUUCUAACUAAAACCGUGAUGGACGAGCAGGCCCGAAUGAGUCAAGAAUCAUAUCACUACAUAGUAUAAAGCAAAGUCGCUUCCCGCGUCUGUAUGUAUGCUUAUAUCUCUAAAACUACACAACGGAUUUUGAUGCGGUUUUUUUUUAUAAAUAUGUAGAGUGAUUCAGGAGGAAGGUUUAUAUGUAUAAAUUCACGGGUGGCUACUGUGUAAUAUGAAUAGCCAAACCUGUGCUCCGUCAGUGCCAUGAACACGACGCGCUCUAAUGAGAAUUCUUAAAGAUAAUGUUCGUAACGCCUAAUUUUAAGACAGAAACACCAAAGUACCAUGUCCAAGCCACAGUCCAAUUUGGCUUCUAGCAUAGUCAAUUAGUUUAUAUAAGAACAUCGGUUGUUUUUGCCUGAGCUUGUGAUUUUUAUAACAAUUUUUAGAUGUUAACACAAUUUGACGCACAUCGAUAUAAGUCAAGGAGCUUAUAACAGAAUACACUUUUUGUUAUUUUUUAUUUUCUCCAUAUCGAUUGACAUUUUCGUUAUAUUAUUUUUAUUGGACAAAGAACCUAUGAUAUGUUCCAGAUUACACUCUCAGUUUUGUCUAAAGGUUCAACUGGAAUAGAAUUGUACACUAUUUUAGGUGCAAUAAAGUUUAAAUAAAUAAAUGUCCCGAACUGCAACAAAAUUUUGAGUUUGUUUGCUUGUUCCUAUAUAUCUAUCGUAGCAGACUUAGUUUUAAGCUCCUUGUUAUAGAAUAGAUUCAUGCUUCCUGCCAUAGUUUUAUAAAUUUCCCAUUGAAAGCUUUCGUGCUUUAAAUAGUACCAGUCACUAAGACGUGUUGUACCACAUAAUAUGUAAUUGUAGCAGUUAGUUUCUGAUAAGGUAUUUAUUUAAUUCAUAAAAUUUAACAACUCGUCAUAAACAAAAAUUACAGCAUUGAACAACAAAAAUGUUAUACAUAAUUUUAUUAGAAUUUGUUUAAGAAAUUCAGAUUCCGAACAUUGUAUACUUAAAAUUCGUAAUAAAAUACCUUAUAAGUAGUACAUAAUUAUACUCUUAAGUUACUUAAUCCCGUUCAUAAUUUUUGUAAUAAACCCGUCUUCCUAUGAGGUUGAUGAUAUUAUAUUAUAUGUACAUUUGUUAAGUUUUUCCUGAUAUUGAAAAUUUGUAUUCAUAUUGUAUAUCACAAGCGUUUUCCAAUAAAUUGUUAUAAAAUAAUUUUAUAAAUAAAUCUUUGGCAGUUAUAAUAAUAUAGUAAAUAAGCAUGUAAUUGGAUAAACAUGAGAGAAAAAUGCUAUUAAUUAUGAUAAAAUAUACCUUGAAAAUGUAAACAAAUUUAAUUGUGAAAAAUUGGGACUCUAUAUUAGAUUUUUAAUUUUUUUUUUUUCCUUGGGCUCCUUUUAUUGAUAUGAAAAGGAGGUAUAGACAAAGCCUUUAAAUCAUAAAUCUUUCAAAAUGUAACCUUAUUUGUACUUGUUGUAUGUUAAUAUUGUAAUAAUAACACGCCCUUCCUUUUUUUUUUUCAAAAUAUGUAAAGAACAGAAAAUACUAUUUUAAUUAUCAAUUUAAUUUUGUAUAUGACAUACCAUUGUUUGGCUAUGCUUGUAGUAUGUUGGGAAGAAUUGUUAAUACACGUCAACACCGCACAUUACAUCAAUUAAUCAAUUACGUACAAAGUAUAUUAGGAUUUAUUGCUGUUGAAUAUAUUGCUUAAUAUGUAAACUCAGGAUAAUAUAAUCAAAAAAGUUUUUAUGUGGUAAUGUAAUCAAGAGUUUCAAAUGGUGAAUAUAAUAAAAAUGAACAGCUGAUAAUGAAACCCUGGCCUUAAUGAUAUUUUGUGUGCCAAAAGAAAUUAGAAUGAGCCUAAACUCCACAUAGAUAUUUUAGCAAUAGUUAAGUAUAUGCGUUGAA